Messenger RNA from Fusarium coffeatum, 1200 nucleotides. RefSeq lists its product as uncharacterized. Gene Ontology annotation, cellular component: nucleus; cytosol; ubiquitin ligase complex. Bases 1 to 1200 code for a protein of 399 amino acids. Lineage: Eukaryota; Fungi; Ascomycota; Sordariomycetes; Hypocreales; Nectriaceae. Gene Ontology annotation, biological process: protein autoubiquitination; proteasome-mediated ubiquitin-dependent protein catabolic process; protein monoubiquitination. Gene Ontology annotation, molecular function: ubiquitin conjugating enzyme binding; cyclin binding; ubiquitin protein ligase activity. The transcript is spliced from 2 exons. The record is from RefSeq and is a predicted model, not a curated record.
AUGGGCUCUCAACACCCGGCAACGAUAUAUGCAGAGUUGCUCUCAAACAUCAGGCAAAUAUCUGUUGUUGCAUCCCUAUCAUCACCAGCAGAUCCUUCCACAAAAGCCGAUAUCUCAAAUGGGGGUCGUCAACUCAACGUGACGCAUCAAGGUCAUACAGAGAGUAUCACCUUGCCAGCGCAAACUUCUGUCGCAGGAGAUCUGCCGGUGGCCCAGACUGGGCGACCAAGUCUAUCAUGGAGACUGCCGGUCUCACCAGCAGAAGCGAAACCUGCCCAUUUCUCCCUAGAGAACCAGGCGUUACCGUGGACAUCUGUUGACAUGAAGAUGGGGUCGCCGGUAGGCUGCCGAAACUGCGGAAGCGAAUUUGUUGCCGAGGACACCAUCAAAACAUGGAAGGAUCUGCCAAGUGAUAACUGGGCCGAAAUGAUGGAAUUUUGGCAUUGUCAUAAACCUCAUGAUCAUGAUCAUCAAGACUCUGAGUCCCUAGCCACCAAAGGCUACGGUGCCAAUCAUGCUAUAUCAGCCCAACAGGGCGUCGGCUUUGUCGACUUGACUUCAUUUCUCUUUACAGAAUCUGACUGCCGAGGCUUAAAAUAUUCCUCCACAACCAUGGAAGCUGGAUUCGAUAUGUCCUCGUUGGCACUUGAAGACGAUGAAAAUAACAAGUUCCUACACGUAUUCUGUCGAAAGUGCGCAACAGAAGUAGGCUUGUACAACAUUGCGGCAUUGUCUGUCACUCUGUUUAAAUGGCAAAUUACUUGCCAAACUGAUACUCCAGACCCGAGCCCAAGCAGUCCAGAGUGCCUUGCAGCGACUCUCAUGGCUACAAUCUCGAGGUCAGGAUCAUCCAAGUCCAUCAUCACGCCACAUGUUCUUGGAUCUGUAAAGUCGGACUCAUCUGUUACACAACAGAACCUCCACCUUUGGGUGUUAAAUCCCAACGUGGUAUACGCAGCGUCUUCUACCACAGGCUCCAAGACGGCAAUGAAGAUACUCUACAAGCAUAUCGAGUCUUCAGAGGGCGAUAAGCUGAUUACGUCCAUGACUUCAGACGUCCAAGAGAUCACUCUACCUGAAGCAGCCAUCAAAGCUGCAGAGGAGUGCUUGUUGACGAGCAGUCAGUUACUGCCAGCUCAAGAAAGGACCUUUAAGGAGUGGAAUGUUGGAUUGCUUGGAAGAUGGGAGCCUUCUUCCUGA